GUUAGGAACGAAAUCGAUGCUGUUAUGCAAAAGCAUGAAGGGAAAAUUACUAUGAAAUCAUUGCAACAGUUGUCAUAUUUGGAGAGAUGUAUAAAGGAAGGAAUGCGCUUGUAUCCCGUCGCAUCUUUAAUAGCACGCGAUACUGCAGAAGACGUAAAAUUACAGUCAUAUGUAGUACCUGCUGGAACAACGGUGCAACUUUUUAUUUACGGA
Wasmannia auropunctata (little fire ant) is the source of this 213-nucleotide messenger RNA. RefSeq names its product probable cytochrome P450 4aa1. Lineage: Eukaryota; Metazoa; Arthropoda; Insecta; Hymenoptera; Formicidae. The transcript has 2 exons. Gene Ontology annotation, molecular function: oxidoreductase activity, acting on paired donors, with incorporation or reduction of molecular oxygen; monooxygenase activity; heme binding. The record is from RefSeq and is a predicted model, not a curated record. The annotation marks the transcript as partial.